GACAGAUUACCGAAACUGUGAAGUCUCCGCUUUGCGCCAAAGUAGUGCAGUCACAUUUCGCGCAUUCUGGAUAAGCAAGCCGUGGCGCAAGCUCAAAUAAUCACUCAGGUGUAAUUUACCUUAAGAGAAAAUUCUUAGCGAAAUGACGAAAUACGCUGACAAUUUGACAGCAUCACUUCUUACGUAAUUCUCUAAAUCCAUAUCUUCUAUCUAAAAACAUCCGCAGUUUAUGUGAUCUUGGCCUCCAUUGCAUUUAACAUCGUCAAACGGUAGACAGGUUUUAGUAAGCUUCAAUUUUCUCUAAAAAAUGAUGGAGCCUAGAUCUCCUGGGAUCAUUAUCGCAGAUGAUUACAAAGGUUAUCACCCUGAUUUCUUUUGCAUACCCAAAUAUUAUGAAGGUGCACUUGAAUGUGUCUUGUUACCUGGUGGGGUAAUAAGGGACAGAAUCGAGAGGCUAGCACAGGAUAUUGCUGAAGACCUAGGGAAUGAACCCGUUUGUGCUCUUUGUGUUUUAAAAGGAGGUUAUAAGUUUUUUACUGAUCUUAUUGACCAAAUAAAGAAGUAUAACCACUUUGCCACACGCAACACCAUACGUAUGUCAGUAGAUUUCAUCCGCAUCAAAAGUUACAAGGUAAAGGAUGAUAUUAGCGAUGAUGUUCAAGUUAUUGGUGUGGAUGAUUUAAGUGAAUUUACAGGAAAGAACGUCUUGAUAGUAGAAGAUGUUAUUGAUACUGGCCGUACCAUUAAAGAAUUACUAAGACUAUUAAAAACCUAUCAUGUGAAGUCUGCUAAAGUUGCAAGUUUACUCGUAAAACGCACAGCCGGAAAUUGCUACAGACCUGACUAUACAGGUUUUGAAGUUCCAGACAAAUUUGUUGUUGGGUAUGCCAUUGAUUACAACGAAUAUUUUAGAGAUGUUGAUCACGUGUGCAUCGUGAACGAAUAUGGUAAGAAGAAGUUUGGCACCAGCUAUCCGCAUAGAAAUGCUGUAAGGCAGUGAUAAUGUUUCUUUUUUGUGAAUUAGGUUUUCUGUAGCAGUAUUAUGUUUUUGAGUAUUUUAUCGUAGCUUCUCAUCUGUUCUGUCAACAAAUCCGAUUUUUUAUACACAUUUACAUAACUUCAAUGUAUAAUGUUUGAACUAUGUGGUGUGAUAUAUAACUAUGUUGAAAAUUUAGGCAUUCUUCUGAAUAAGCUUUACUUCUUUACCAGUAAAUGUUUUAUUUUUAUAUAAUUUAUUAAAAAUACCAUUUAGUAUAAA
Parasteatoda tepidariorum (common house spider) is the source of this 1258-nucleotide messenger RNA. NCBI's taxonomy places the organism in Eukaryota, Metazoa, Arthropoda, Arachnida, Araneae, Theridiidae. The record is from RefSeq and is a predicted model, not a curated record.